This is a messenger RNA of Arvicanthis niloticus (Nile rat), 1509 nucleotides long. The record is from RefSeq and is a predicted model, not a curated record. NCBI's taxonomy places the organism in Eukaryota, Metazoa, Chordata, Mammalia, Rodentia, Muridae.
ACAGCAAUGAUGGCCUCAUCAGCUCUGGCAAUAAUAAAGAAGGAGGUUACUUGUCCUCUCUGUCUGGAGCUCCUGAAGGAACCUGUGAGCACUGGUUGUGACCAUAGCUUCUGCCGAGCCUGUAUCACACUGAACUAUGAGUCCAGCAGAGGCACAAAAAUGGAGGGCAGCUGCCCUGUGUGCCAAGUUCAUUACGACUUUGGGAAUCUGAGGCCUAAUCUACGAAUGGCCAAGAUAGUUGAGAGGCUCCAGGGGUUCAAGUCCAUCCCGGAGGAGAAGCAGAAGGUGAAUGUCUGUGCACACCAUGGAGAGAAACUCCAGCUCUUCUGUAAGGAGGACACGAUGGCCAUCUGCUGGGUUUGUGAGAGAUCUCGGGAGCACCGUGGUCACCAGACAGCUCUCAUUGAAGAAGUGGACCAUGAGUACAAGAGGGAGCUGCAGGCAGCUCUGCAGACACUGAUGGAAAAUGAGAAAAGAUGUGAUGAAUGGCAGGAUGACCUUCAACAGCAGAGAGCUGACUGGGAGAACCAAAUACAGAGUGAUAUAGACAAUGUUCAGAUGGGGCUUAAAGGACUGAGAGACCUCCUGGACUCCAAGGAGAAUGAGGAGCUGCAGGAGCUGAUGAAAGAGAGGGAAGAGGUCAUGAAAAGGCUGGAAGAGUCUAAAAAUAAGCUGGAGCAGCAGAGGCAGUGGGUGAGAGACCUCAUCUUAGAUGUAAAACAUCAGUUGGAGCUCUCAACCAUGGAAAUGCUGCAGGAUGUGAAUUCUGUUGUAAGAAGGAAUCAAAUCUUGAAACUGAAACAGCCACAAACUAUCCCGAAAAAAAGAAGAAAAACAUUCCAUGUGUUUCAGGAUCUGAAAGGCAUGCUGGAAACAUGUCAAGGGUUCAUGGAUGGCCGGCGAUACUGGGUUCAUGUGACUCUACAUGCAAACAACCAUGCAGUCAUUGCCAUUAACAAAGAAACAAAACAAAUAUAACAUACAAGUUACUAUAAAAGGAAUUUGAAAAUUUCUGAAGCCUAUAACUUGGGUGUCCUGGGAUAUCCAGCUAUCCACUCAGGAAAACAUUACUGGGAAGUAGACGUAUCCAGAAAAAAUUCCUGGCUCCUGGGAUUAAAUGAUGGACUGUGUGCUCAAUCCCGACUUCAUUCUAUAAAUGAAAUGGGCUUCAAAGUCAAAUAUAAUUCUAGUGUUAAACAACAUGGAAAUUAUCAGCCUAAAUAUGGCUACUGGGUUAUAGGGAUGAAGAAUAGGUCUGUAUACAAUGCCUCUGAUGAGUGUUCUGUUACCCACAAUUCCAGUGUCUUGGCCCUCUCUCUGCCUGGUCCUCCCAGUCGUGUUGGAGUUUUCCUGGACCGAGAAGCUUGCACUCUCUCAUUUUAUGAUGUUUCUAACUUUGGAGCUCUCAUCUAUAGGUUCUAUGACCCUUUCUUCCCUCAUACAGUCUAUCCAUAUUUUAAUCCUAUGGAAUGUUCAGAGCCAAUGACAGUAUGCGGGCCACCCUCUUGA